AUGCACCAGUGCUUCUACGAGAUGCUCGGCGUGCCAGAGAUCGAGGGGAGCACCGCUUUCCGGAAGCGCUUCUUCAAGCACGCCAUCAGCUGCGCGGACAUCUCGCACGGCGACGAGGAAUGGGCGAAGGUGCUGAGGGACAUCUAUAAGGCCUACACGCAGGCCGUUGCUUCGCCCUCUUCCCUCCUCGCUCCUCCCUGCUCCUUCCCCCGUCUUUCUUUCUCCAUCGGUCGAUUAUGGUUCGACAUAUGUGAAACGGACCUCGAUACUGCGAGCUGCUUGGUUGCGUCUCGGUGGUUCGGUGGCUCAAUCUUGAGACUUAGGCAGGGUACACAGCUGUCCCGUAUAAUCUUCGGUGUGGAAUAUCAAGACUGCUUGCAACCAGGAGGGCGUAUAUUUCGUCGAUCAUAUAUGGUUUAA
Molecule: messenger RNA, 420 nt
Organism: Prorocentrum cordatum
Lineage: Eukaryota; Dinophyceae; Prorocentrales; Prorocentraceae
Source: the annotation of a GenBank genome assembly